Messenger RNA from Peromyscus californicus insignis, 1127 nucleotides. Its product is annotated as histone H3-like. The coding region runs from base 32 to 688 and encodes 218 amino acids. NCBI's taxonomy places the organism in Eukaryota, Metazoa, Chordata, Mammalia, Rodentia, Cricetidae. Gene Ontology annotation, cellular component: nucleosome. The record is from RefSeq and is a predicted model, not a curated record. The transcript has 2 exons. Gene Ontology annotation, molecular function: protein heterodimerization activity; DNA binding; structural constituent of chromatin.
CCUCUUGCUCAUAGCGAAGAAAAACUUGGCUAUGGCUCGCACCAAGCAGACGGCCCGCAAGUCCACCGGCGGCAAGGCCCCGCGCAAGCAGCUGGCCACCAAGGCUGCCCGCAAGAGCGCCCCGGCCACCGGCGGCGUGAAGAAGCCGCACCGCUACCGGCCCGGCACCGUGGCGCUGCGCGAGAUCCGGCGCUACCAGAAGUCCACCGAGCUGCUGAUCCGCAAGCUGCCGUUCCAGCGCCUGGUGCGCGAGAUCGCGCAGGACUUCAAGACCGACCUGCGCUUCCAGAGCUCGGCCGUGAUGGCGCUGCAGGAGGCCAGCGAGGCCUACCUGGUGGGUCUGUUCGAGGACACCAACCUGUGCAUUCUUUUCAACAUGUCUGGUCGCGGCAAGGGUGGCAAGGGUCUCGGGAAAGGAGGCGCCAAGCGCCACCGCAAGGUCCUGCGCGACAACAUCCAGGGCAUCACCAAGCCCGCCAUCCGCCGCCUGGCCCGGCGUGGCGGCGUCAAGCGCAUCUCCGGCCUCAUCUACGAGGAGACCCGCGGGGUGCUGAAGGUGUUCCUGGAGAACGUGAUCCGCGACGCCGUCACCUACACGGAGCACGCCAAGCGCAAGACCGUCACCGCCAUGGACGUGGUCUACGCGCUCAAGCGCCAGGGCCGCACGCUCUACGGCUUCGGCGGCUGAGCUGCUCGUCUCCUUUAUUUCUUUCUAAAGGCCCUUUUCAGGGCCACCCACUUUAUCAUAAAAGGGCUUGUCUCAUUUCUCAACCCCAAGUUCCCCGCCAGUAAGGUUAAACAUGGCGAUCCCGAGAUUUCCGAGUAAGGGAUGGUGUUGACGGUUUUUUUUUAAUUCGUUAUCAUUAAUAGUGCAAGACUCGAGCCCUGGAUACCUUUGUUACAACCGUACGGUAACUUACUGGGCUGAGGCUCCAAACCCUCCCUUCCUAACUUACCUGCCAGAGUGACAAAUUUCAUUACUAUUUAAGAGAUCACCUGUUCCAUCACUAAGUGCCCCUGCUGCACACUAAACUAGGCUUUAUCCUAUUGUGAUUCAGGCUCUCCCUCCACGUUGAAUUGGAUUCAACUAAUAAAUUACAUAUUUACCUCCAAACUAAGGGACUCAG